Messenger RNA from Penicillium cosmopolitanum, 1137 nucleotides. Its product is annotated as glycoside hydrolase family 76 protein. Gene Ontology annotation, molecular function: mannan endo-1,6-alpha-mannosidase activity. Bases 1 to 1137 code for a protein of 378 amino acids. The transcript has 2 exons. NCBI's taxonomy places the organism in Eukaryota, Fungi, Ascomycota, Eurotiomycetes, Eurotiales, Aspergillaceae. Gene Ontology annotation, biological process: fungal-type cell wall biogenesis; carbohydrate catabolic process. The record is from RefSeq and is a predicted model, not a curated record.
AUGCUGAGCUACUACACAGGCUACCAACCCGGCGAUGUAGCAGGAAACAUCCCAGAUCCGUACUACUGGUGGGAAGCCGGAGCGAUGUUCGGCGCGAUGGUGGAAUACUACUACUAUACCGGCGACGACACAUGGAACGACUGGACCACGCAAGCACUGCUGCACCAAGUCGGCGCAGACGAUAAUUACAUGCCCUACAACCAAACCCGAACAAUGGGAAACGACGACCAGAUCUUCUGGGCAUUUGCCGCAAUGUCCGCCGCCGAAACGAAGUACCCCGAUCCACCCGACGGCCAACCGCAGUGGCUCCAGCUCGCGGAGAACGUAUUCAACUCGCAAGUCGCUCGAUGGGACGCGUCAACUUGUGGCGGCGGUUUACACUGGCAGGCAUACGAGUCUCUUGGUGGGUGGCAUUUGAAAAAUUCGAUUUCAAAUGGCGGGUUGUUCAACAUAGCGUCGCGGUUGGCGCAUUAUACCAACAAUGAGACGUAUUCACACUGGGCGGAGAAAAUCUGGGACUGGACUGAGGAUAUUGGUCUCAUUCGUUCGGACUAUACUAUUUGGGAUAAUACCGAUUCAAAGAAUAAUUGUACCACUUUCGAUCGGGUGGAGCAUGCCUAUCUGCCAGCUGUUUUUAUGCAUGGCUGUGCCAAUAUGUAUGCCGUGACAAACGGGUCCAAAAAGUGGGAAACCCGCGUGACCGGCAUAACGAACGCACUGGACUCCUUCUUCGAAAAGAAAAACAACAAUGUAAUGUCCCAGCCAUGCGAAGUCGCCUCAUGCAACCUAAACGAGCAAUCCUUCAAGGCCUACCUAGCUCGUUUCAUGGGGGCAACGGUACCACUCGCGCCAUUCGUCGAGACAACUAUCAUGACGAAGAUCAAUGCGUCCGCCAUCGCGGCCGCAAAGCAGUGUUCCGGAGGCUCGGAUAAUAAAUGCGGGUUGCGCUGGACAGAUGGGGGGAAAUAUGAUGGGACGACGGGGAUUGGGGAGCAGAUGUCUGCUCUUGAGGUUAUUCAGAGUACCUUGGCUAGACCUAAGAAUGUGCCUGUUUCGAAGGAUACUGGUGGUACUAGUACGGGCAAUGAUCCGUCUACAGGGGAAAGAAAGAUACAAAUGUCAAUACGAGGGAUAUGA